Ctenocephalides felis (cat flea) is the source of this 823-nucleotide messenger RNA. RefSeq names its product transcription factor YY2-like. Gene Ontology annotation, cellular component: PcG protein complex; transcription regulator complex. The record is from RefSeq and is a predicted model, not a curated record. Gene Ontology annotation, biological process: regulation of transcription by RNA polymerase II. Lineage: Eukaryota; Metazoa; Arthropoda; Insecta; Siphonaptera; Pulicidae. Gene Ontology annotation, molecular function: RNA polymerase II cis-regulatory region sequence-specific DNA binding; DNA-binding transcription factor activity, RNA polymerase II-specific.
GAACCUCAAAGUGGUUUAGAUCGAACUAUAGCCUGCCCGCAUAAAGGUUGCACAAAAAUGUUUAGGGAUAAUUCAGCAAUGAGAAAGCAUUUGCAUACACAUGGGCCUCGUGUACAUGUUUGUGCUGAAUGUGGAAAAGCUUUUGUAGAAAGUUCAAAAUUAAAAAGGCAUCAAUUGGUGCAUACGGGUGAAAAACCAUUCCAAUGCACAUUUGAAGGUUGUGGCAAAAGGUUUUCAUUAGAUUUCAAUCUUAGGACGCAUGUAAGAAUACAUACUGGUGAUCGGCCUUAUGUUUGUCCCUUUGAUGGAUGCAACAAAAAAUUUGCACAAUCAACGAAUCUGAAAUCACACAUAUUAACACAUGCUAAAGCAAAAUCAAGAAAUACUAUAGGCCGAAGCUCUACAAUUUCUAAUGUCCAAUCACCACAAUAUGUGCAAGUCGACGUGUCUGAUGUAGAAAACCCACAAUAUAUUGUGUAUGCGGAUUAGUCCCCGAAACCACAGAUACAUGUUACCACAGACUUCAUAUUAGAUUUAAGUGAAUCGUAAUAUUUAUAGAUGGAGAGAAGGUUAAAAGUUUAGAGUACAUUCUUGAGAGCAACUUGAAAAUAUAUGUGGAAUUGUUUUUGGAUAUUAUGAUGCAGAGAUGGAAAUCUGGCAUAGUUAAUAGAAAUAUUUUUAUACCGCUGAUAAUGAGGUGAGAAAAAUAAUAAGAUAUGAAUUAUAUUCUUAUAAAGAUAAAUCAUGAAUAUUGAUGAAAUGAGAUUUACUUAACACUAUACUAAACUUCGAUUUCUGCAUCUUUUGUUUUAUUCUGAAAGAA